AUGAAGGUGGAAGGUUUACAGAGGGACAGCGAGUCGGCCUCUGCGUCUGCAGACCGGCCCGGCGGCGGCAGCCCGGACUCGGCCCAGCGCUGCAUGUCACGGCUGCUGAGCGCGGUGGAGAGCGAGCUGCAGGCCGGGCGGGAGAAGGGCGACCCGACGGAGAGGGAGCUGAGGGUGGCGCUGGAGGACGGCGAGCUGUGGAGGAAGUUCCAGCACAUCACCAACGAGAUGAUCGUCACCAAGAACGGACGUCAUAUCAUGUUGAACUCGCUCCAUAAGUACGAGCCUCAGCUUCACAUCGUCUGUGUCGGUUCUCACCAUCGUCUGGUUUCUAACAUUUCCUUCAAAGAGACGCAGUUCAUCGCUGUCACCGCCUACCAGAACGAGGAGAUCACUGCUCUGAAGAUCAAACACAACCCGUUUGCUAAAGCCUUCCUGGACGCUAAAGAGCGGAACCCGGGUGGACGGAGUUUACCAGACUCAUCAGAGACUCGAGUUUCUGGGAUUCAAUCCUGCUGGUCGCUGUGUUCAGCCGGAGGAGGCGGGGCUUUCCCUUACGGCAGUAGCCUCCCGCUGACAUCACAUCAUCACCAUGGUUACAAACACCACGGUUACCCGGGGCGACACUCCCCUUACCCCACCUCCUACCUGCCGCACCGCCCCCACUCCGCAGGUGUUCAGGUGUUGGACGGAGGCAGCAGCGCCCCCUCUCGUCUGAUGAGCAGUUCUUCAUCAUCACAGCCUCCUCCUCAGAACUCCAGUCAGUAUCCGUGUCCCUGGACGGCUGGAUGCAGCGAGCUAAGCCCCUCCCACCCGCCGUGCAACGCUCUCCACGGACCAAUCGGCAGCGAGAGUCUUAUGCAGCAUGCCAAUCACGGCCGAGUGGGUGGUGCCGGCUGGCCAUCUGGCCCCACCCAUUCCUUCUGAGGAGGGAUGUGAUUGGUGGGAUGGGUGACUGUUUACCACUGGUUAAUACUGAUACUUAUCAGUAGUGUGUAGUGUGUGAGUACUUGUACUCGUGGCUCAAAAGCACAGAACCGUGUAAAACCUGUUGUUUUUAAUGUACAGGGGAUUGAGUACAUAUCUAGUGACCCCUGGUGGCAGAUUAUAUGUACUACAGGUUUAUACAGGUUGCUGAUGCUAUGAAUAAGCAUUGGUUGCUAAUUGCAGCUACUUAGCAUUAUGCUAAUGGUUUGCCAUGGCUCCUCCUGGUGGCUACUAAUACGUUCAUGCUAAUUGUUAAUAAUAAAAUAUAAAACAUUAUUAAUAUGAUUAAUUAAUUAAAGUCUGUUGUUUUACAAACCAUUGACGACUGAUGGCCUCUUACAUCUGUGGCUAAAUAUCCGCUGGUCCUUCAUCUAUUGAUUAUUUAAACUGGUGGCUACGAGUUUCCACGUGUGGCCACUUGUAACGUUUGUAAUUAUCUUUACAAUUCAGUGACGACUAUAAAAAAUGUUUACCCGUGUUUAACGAUGCAAAACUACUGGCAACCACAGGUGGUUAUAUUUGGUUACUUAUACCUGAGUGAUAAUAGCAUUUAGCGGCCACGAGUGGUUCAUUAUUUCAUGUAAAUACUCAGUUAUUAAAUGCACAAGAUGAUCAUGUAAAAAGUUCUUCAGUGUAUCAUGUUUUGACGACAGGUUUGAUGUGACACUCUCUGUACUGUUGUUGAUGUUAUGGCGCCUCCUGGUGUUGUCCUGAGGGAUGUUGUCUUUAUUUAAACGUGGACGUGUGUACAGUGUCUGAACAAGUGAAGACAUUCCAUCAAUGUGUUUUUGCAACAAAACCAGUUUUGUCGUUCAUUUGUUUCUCGUUUGUCGUUGUUGUUUCUCGACUUUUCCUUAUUUCUGAAA
Molecule: messenger RNA, 1853 nt
Organism: Paralichthys olivaceus (Japanese flounder)
Lineage: Eukaryota; Metazoa; Chordata; Actinopteri; Pleuronectiformes; Paralichthyidae
Source: RefSeq, a predicted model, not a curated record